AUGUCGAAGGCGGAACCCACGCGGGCACAGCUGUCGUCGAGGUUGUCCUACCAGGCCAGGGACUGGAGUCUGGGAGGCGGCGGGCUCGGUGAUGAUGAAUACGAUGAUGACGAGUUCGAGGACGACGGUUCUGGACGCCCUCCGAUUCCCCGCCGACCGGCCAUCCCGACACGCCCAGACGACGAGCAGGGGAGUGCGGACGAGGACGACGGGGACGAGACGCCACAGAUUGUGGUUCUGAAGGAAGGGAAGCAUCUCUCGCGGCGGAAGGUCGAGAACGAGAAACGUAAAGGCGGGGACUCUGGCUUUCAGCCAAGGGAUUGCCUCCGCUGGCCUGAACACGAUGAAAAGGACGAGAAGACCAAGGAGGAAAAGACGAAACAGAAGGAUACGACAAACGCGAUAACGCAGGGCCUGUCAUUCUCUUCUGGAGCUGCGAAGGGCAAGUGCACCAAACGCAAAGCGGUGGGCGAUGGACGUGAUGAUGCAGUCAAACCAGCCUCCUCGAAGGGUGGCAAGAAGAAGUUAAAGAAGCAGCACAAAAAACUACUCUCGUUUGACGAAGAUGCAUGA
Messenger RNA from Epithele typhae, 573 nucleotides. RefSeq lists its product as uncharacterized. Lineage: Eukaryota; Fungi; Basidiomycota; Agaricomycetes; Polyporales; Epitheliaceae. Bases 1 to 573 code for a protein of 190 amino acids. The record is from RefSeq and is a predicted model, not a curated record. The transcript has 3 exons.